ACUACUUCGUAAGGGUGUAAAUCUCUCUCUUUCUUCUCAGCUUGAGUUCCCGUUCUCUCCCGAUUCACGCGUGCUUCCGGCACCUCGUUCCGGUCACUCUCUCCCGUGAUCCCCGCCUGUGACGUGACUGCGAUCACCCAACCUCUCUCUGGCGGGAGAAAUUUCCUCGCAGUUAUCCUCUUUGCAAUAGCAACUGCAACUGCAACUGCAAAUUCAUGGCGGCACAUGAUGGGGCUUCCUCCUCCUCCUCCUCCUCCUCCUCUGGAUCAUCUGCUUACGAUGUGUUUCUCAAUUUCAGGGGUGAAGAAACUCGCAAUAACUUCACUGGUUUCCUUCACAGAGCUCUGGCAAGAGAAGGAAUCGUUGUGUUUAUAGAUAGUGAAGGCCUGUGGGGUGGAGAAGAGAUCCAAUCGGCCCUUUUUGAUGCAAUCCAAAAAUCCAAAAUUUUGAUUGCUGUCUUCUCCAAAGGCUAUGCGGAUAGCAAAUGGUGCCUCCGGGAAUUGGUGAAGAUGGUUGAAUGUCAUAGAUCGAACUAUCAAAAAAUUCUACCCAUAUUCUUCGAUGUUGAGCCAACUGAUGUUCGCAAUCAGACCGGAAGUUUUGAAGUAUCGUUCCAGAAGCACAAGAAGAAAUUUAAUGCCGAAAUAGAGGAUUGGAAGGCAGCCUUGACUGUGGUAGGAGGAAAAAAGGGAUACGAAAUCAAGCAAGUAAAUGGGAAUCAAUCUGAGCUAGUCAAAUUAGUUGUUGAUUGGGUUUUGAGUCAAUUGAGUAGCAACCACUUGGGUGAUGUUAAAAACCCUAUUGGAUUAGAAGCUCGUGUAGACAAUGUAUUAUCUCUAUUGAAUGUUGGCUCCAGUGAUGUUCGGUUUGUGGGAAUCUGUGGUAUAGGUGGCAUUGGGAAGACAUCUAUUGCAAUGACUCUGUACAAUCACAUUUUUAAAAGGUUUGAAAUGAGUAGCUUCCUUGCAAAUGUUAGAGAAGAAGCAUUAGAACCAAAUGGCUUAGUUUCUCUACAAGAGAAACUUAUUUAUAGUGUCUCCAAAAGGAAAGUUGAAAUAUGUAAUGUUUAUAGGGGACACCAAUUGAUAAAAGAAAGACUACAAGGGAAAAAAGUUCUUCUUAUCCUUGACGAUGUGGAUUCUUAUUCCCAACUUAAAGAUUUGGCUAUUGAAUUUAAAUUGUUUGGUCCAGGAAGUAGGAUCAUCAUUACAAGUAGAGAUGAACAUGUUCUAAAUGUGGCUAAAGUUGAUGAAAUAUACUGGCCUAAAGAAUUGGAUCAAGAGCAAUCUCUUCAACUCUUUAGUUUGUAUGCAUUUUCAAGGGAACAACCUCUUGAAGAUUACGAACAACUUUGCCAAGGUGUGCUACACUUGGCGGGGGGAUUGCCAUUAACACUUGAAGUGUUGGGUUCUUAUUUCUUUGACAUAAGAGGUAAAGAAGUAUGGCAAAGCAGGUUGCGAAAACUAGAAAGAAUUCCUGAUAAGAAGGUCUUGAAAAUAUUAAAAAUAAGUUAUGAUGAUCUAGAAGAUGAAGAGAAAUCUAUAUUUCUUGAUGCUACAUGAUUUUUCGUUGGAUGGAGGAAAGAAACUGUAAUUUCUUUGUGGGAAGCUUGUGGCUUUGACCCAAUAGCAGCAAUAAAAAAACUUACUCAAAGGUCCCUCAUAAAAUUUACCAAUAGAGAAUCCAUGAGCGGUUCCUAUGAUGAGCUAAGGAUGCAUGAUCAAAUUCAAGCCAUGGGAAGGGGCAUUGUUUACGAAGAAAGCCCUAUGGAGCCUGGUAAGCGCAGUAGAUUAUGGUCUUAUGAUGAAAUACUAGAAGUAUUAGAAGAUCGCAAGGGAACUCAAAUGAUUGAAGGCAUCCUCCCACACUUAUUAUGUCGAUUUUCAAGUUUGUGGCUACAUAGGGAAGAUUUUGCAAUGAUGCCCAAGCUAAGAUUCCUUUACAUUGAUGGAGCAAACUCCGAAGUAGAAAUUCUACAUCUUCCUUCUAAUUUAAGAUGGUUCAGUUGGAGGAGUUGCCCUCUGAAAAUUCUACCAACUGAUUUUUAUCACAAAAAACUAGUUCAUAUGGACCUAUCAAGGAGCCACAUCAUACAAGCUUGGACAAACAAGCCUCAAAAUGGAAGCCAGCGGUUCCAAAAGUUGAAAGUUUUGCGUCUCCAAUAUUGUUAUCAUCUAUCUGAAUCACCUGACUUUUCAUGGUUUCCUAACCUAGAGAUAUUGGAUCUUGGAGGUUGUGAAAACAUGGUUAAUUUACACAAAUCUAUUGGUGAUCUAAAAGCUCUGGUUGAGCUUUCUUUGAUUCGAACAAAAAUUAAAGAACUCCCAGACAAUAUUUGCAGGCUAAGUUCUCUUAAAGAUCUAAUUCUUAGUUCGUGCACAUCACUUAAAAGCUUGCCUGUGUCAAUUGGUGAUCUAAAAUCUCUAGAUACACUUUCCUUGGAUGGGACAGAAAUUGAAAAACUCCCAAGCAGUACUUGCAGUUUGAGUUCUCUCCAAAGGCUUGAUCUCGAUAGAUGUAAGUCACUAAACAAGUUGCCUGAGUUCAUUGGUGAUCUAAACUCUUUGGUUAAGCUUUCCAUGUGUGGAACAAAAAUUGAAGAACUCCCACAUAGUACUUGCAAGCUGAGCUCUCUCAAAAGGCUUGUUCUCGAUGGUUGUAGGUCAUUGAACAAGUUGCCUGAGUCAAUUUGUUAUCUAAACUCUUUGGUUGAGCUUUCUAUGUAUGGGACAAAAAUCGAAAAACUUGGUGAAAUUUCGGUGAGUACUUGUCGGCUGAGUUUUCUACAAAGGCUUGAUCUCGGUGAAUGUAAGUUACUAAACAAGUUGCCUGAGUCCAUUGGUGAUCUAAACUCUUUGGUUGAGCUUUCUUUGUGUGGGACAAAAAUUGAAGAACUCCCAAGCAGUAUUUGUAGGCUUGGUUCUCUCCAAAGGCUUGAUCUCAAUAGGUGUGAAUCACUAAACAAGUUGCCCGAGUCCAUUGGUGAGCUAAACUCUUUGGUUGAGCUUUCUAUACGUGGGACCAAAAUUGAAGAACUCCCAAGCAGUGCUUGUAGGCUGAGCUCUCUCCAAAGGCUUGAUCUCGGUGGGUGUGAAUCACUGAACAAGUUGCCUAAGUCCAUUGGUGAUCUAAACUCUUUGGUUGAGCUUUCCAUGCGUGGGACAAAAAUUGAGGAACUCCCAAGUAGUUGUUGUAGGCUGAGCUCUCUCCAAAGGCUUGAUCUCGAUAGGUGUGAGUUGCUAAACAAGUUGCCUGAGUCCAUUGGUGAUUUAAAAUCUCUGGUUGAGCUUUCCUUGUAUAAUACACAAAUAAAAGAAUUGCCUAAUGGCGUUGGGUUGUUAGAGAAGCUUGAGGUAUUAAGUGCUAUGGAUUGCAAAUACCUUGUCAAGCUACCAAUGCAUAUGGGGAGAAUGAGGUGUUUACGUUCCAUUAACCUGAUAGGAACUAGUAUUUUAUUUUCACCGGAUGAUUCUCUAAUGCUCCCAAGUUUGGUGGAGUUAAAAAUAGGGAGCACGCUUGUAUCUUCUCUUCCAACCUGGAUUAGUGGUCUUUUGCAGCUUCAAAAGCUACUAUUACAAGGAUGCACAAAACUUGAAUCGCUCCCAGAGCUUCCCUCGAAUUUAUCCUUCUUAAAAGUUGUGGAUUGCAUUUCAUUACAAAAGCUUCCAGAUUUGUCAAGCCUUAAAAAAUUGAGGACAUUAAGUCUUCGUAAUUGCAAAAAGUUGGAGGAGAUUCGAGGCCUUGAGGGAACAGAAUCCUUGGAACAGUUCUACAUUUGUGACUGCAACUCCAUUACGGAUACUUCAAGGAAGAUACAUGGGCAGGGAACACUUUUAGUGGAUGGGUUAUCAAGAAGUGAUUCCUUGAAUGUUAAUGAUGGGAUAUAUAAGGGGUUAACUUUAUGCAUUGUUUUUGCAUUAAGCUUCACCAAAGAGAAGGUACAAGUGAAUGUGCAACAGGGUGAGCUAGUAGACAUAUGGCUACAUGCUAAAGCUUCAAUCCGUCGAAAAGAUAGAUGGACCAUAUGUGUGGUUGAUAUGCUAAUUGAGGGCAUUGAAUUUACUACUGAGCGGGAUAUAGUCUACAUUCACCACUUCAAAGGGUUUGACUGGUUUGGUUUUCCGUUAGAAGGAAAAGAUGCUAUUGAGAGAAUACGGGUAAUGGAUCCGGGGAUAAGCUGCAAACACUACGAGUAUAGGUAUUUGAUCAGAGGUGAAAUGAAAUUCUGGAAGCUAUUAUUGGGAAGCUCGGAAUCUGAGCAGCCAAUCCCUCCUGACCAAGAAUCUAGUGCCAAGAUGGUAGCAGAUUUCUUCUGUUGGUCAUGUGAUGAUGCUGGAAGAUCUUGCUUUAUCCUGGAAGAAAGGGAGUGAAGUAGAUCACUUCAGCUCUUCAAAUGCAUUGGAGGUUGAAGGAUCAAACCCUGUCCCAGAACAAGCUGAGGUGAGCAGUAAUGAAAUGAUAGAUUCCCAGUAUGGUCUGGAGUUGCAGUUGGGCCUACCUGGUCAAGGUCAAGCAGCUGGGGUAGCUGAAGGUCCCAACCUUAGUCAAGCAUGGGGCCUGCCUUAGGGAAUGUUGAGGGCUAGUAAGAAAGCACAUCUUGAAGUGGAUGAGCCUGUUGGCCCAUCUGGAGCUUAAGCACUGUUAGAGGUGUGAAAACCAAUCAGGUUUGUAGACUCCACUUGCAUUCUGAAUUUUAAUCUAACCUUUUUUUACUUAUCCCCAAAAAUUUUGGAAAAAAAAAAGAAAAAAGAAAAAAAAAAAAAACAGUGUAUAUUUGUUCAUACCCUCAGUUUGAUUAAUCUGCAGCAAAUGCAGUUUUAUGUGGACCAGUCACCAGACCAUCCAAAUGGUGGGGGAAGUGGGGAAACGUAUCAUUUCUGGUCUAAAAUGUUAAAACUACAUGGACCUGAUUUGAUACUUGGGGCAUUUUUUUCUUAGUUAAUGCACAUUGGAUCCCUACAAGAACAUGGAGUAUUAGGGAUGGUUAUUGCCUUGCUAAUCUUGGGGCAACUUCUCAAUUUUCUUGCCUUUGGAAUUAUGUUCCUCCUCCUUGCAUUUUGUUAUUCUUGUACUCCAGAUCUUUUGGGGACUCCUUAUCCCAUUGUAAUUAGAUAAGUUCUUUUUUCUAAAAAAAAAAAAAGGAGUAGUCGAGAUGGUUAUAAGGCACUUUUAAAGGUGGAAGUUCCAUAUUGCUAAAGCUGUGGCUUGUGGUUGGGGCUGGUAAUAUGCCUGUCUAGUAGGGCUUUCAACAGACCAGAUCUUUUCCAAAACCGUGUCCAUGUCCUCCUGGUUUAAAAAAUGACAGAUGGGCUAUAUUCCGAUCCAAUCAAUACGUUCUGCUCUGAUUAAGUUGGGAUCCACUGGUAUGAUCCAAACUUGAGAUUUCAUAUGGCCAUAUGCAUUCUUAUGCUGUGUUUCCUAACCAUCUUUUUUUAGUAAUCGAUAUAGGGAAAUAUGGAACUUCGACUAACAUAUGCCCCUCAUGAAGGAAGGCUUCUUUUAAUCUGACUACUAAUUAUGAUCCACAGUAUUUUGUUGCAUUUGCCAGAUUAGAAGACUUCUGGACCAGAAUUCCUGUUAAAGUUGUAUCUAGCUGGUGCACUUGAUCGAUAUUCUUCUUGGUGCACUAUGCAUUUAUGUCCCUGUCCAAGACCCCAAGGAUGCGAAACAAUGACCCUAAGAGAAUUCCGGGACUGGUGGCAAUAUUGAUUAUGCAAUGGAUCUGCACUUUCCAUAUAGUGAGAUCAAGUGUGGCUUCAGCUUAGGAGUACAAUAUUCAUCUCUUGGCCAGCAACAACAGCAGCUUGCUCCAUCAGUAGGGGCAGUGCAGGAAUGUAUUUGACAACCUUUGUCAAUCUAUAUAUUUUUUGUUUCUUUUUGGAAACCUUGUACAAGGAUGUUAAGCUAUAAAUCAUAUUGAUUUUAUUAUUUGAAAAUGUAAACAUUUGGUUGUAUAGUUUAUUUUGGAUUGAAUGAAAAACUCGUAGUGUAUGCUUGAA
Molecule: messenger RNA, 5999 nt
Organism: Macadamia integrifolia
Lineage: Eukaryota; Viridiplantae; Streptophyta; Magnoliopsida; Proteales; Proteaceae
Product: disease resistance protein RPV1-like
Exons: 8
Coding region: 1686-4370 (894 amino acids)
Molecular function (GO): protein binding
Source: RefSeq, a predicted model, not a curated record